This is a messenger RNA of Schistocerca piceifrons (Central American locust), 12931 nucleotides long. Its product is annotated as hemocytin-like. The transcript is spliced from 78 exons. The coding region runs from base 26 to 12754 and encodes 4242 amino acids. Gene Ontology annotation, cellular component: extracellular matrix; extracellular region. The record is from RefSeq and is a predicted model, not a curated record. Gene Ontology annotation, molecular function: protein binding; chitin binding. Lineage: Eukaryota; Metazoa; Arthropoda; Insecta; Orthoptera; Acrididae.
CUCCCAGAGCACUGUGUCGUGUGCAAUGGCAGGGCACUGUCGCUCGGCAGUGCAGGCGUUGGAGUUGUGUUUGCUAUUGGUUGUGGCACAUGUUGUGCACUGCACAUAUGUGCCUGAAGCUGUGAAACCACAUAGGAUACAAAAACGGCAGUUCAAUCGUGGAACAGAUGCCUCAUUUCGUCACUAUUCAUCCUUCCGUUCAGAUGGAGGAAGUUCUUCUUCUUUUGGUUCAGGAAGAAAAACUGCUACUCGAGGUGAUGUACCUGUCGAAACUGCAGUUAAAACAGGUGGAAAAUUUGUUAGUGGAGACUGUGUAGGGGCACCAAAAAUCAUGAAUGCCCGCUUAAGCUGCAGAAUUGGCAGUGGAUGCAGGGCAAACUGCUACCGAGAAUACCAGUUUCCCAGUGGGCAGACACAGUUGUUCCUUACUUGUGUGGAUGGAAAGUGGCAAGUAGAGAAUACUGAAUGGGAAACAGUACCCAACUGUGAGCCCAUCUGCCUACCAGCCUGUCAACACAAUGGCAUAUGUGUAUCACCUGGCAAGUGCAACUGCUCUGAGGGGUACACAGGCCCAAGGUGUCAGUUUGAGAAAAAGCCAUGCCUCAACCAACCACCUAGAGCGGCCAAUUCACGAAGGGUCUGCAUUGGUGGAAAAACCUGCACAAUAACCUGUCUGGAUCAUCAUCAAUUUCCUGAUGGCUCAUCAGUAGCAAACCUUGUCUGCAAAGAAGGAGACUGGGUGCCUGCAAAACCAGAUUGGGUACAGGUGCCUGACUGUGAACCGAUCUGCGAUCCUCCAUGCCAGAAUGGUGGUAGCUGCCUCACUUUCAAUGUCUGUCUUUGCCCCCAAGAUUACAGAGGACCACAAUGUCAAUACUUGGCUGAUGCCUGUACUCCUCAAAAUCUGAAAUUCAAUGGGCAGUAUACCUGUCAUCAAUCUGGUAACCGCUUUGCAUGUUCAAUAUCCUGUCCUCCAGGAGGACGAUUCAGUGAACCACCUGCUGAAGAAUACAUCUGUGACUAUGCGACUGGAGCCUUUAGCCCACCCAAUAUACCACAGUGCCAGUACGAUUCUCUAGUGGAAAUGCUUCCAUCUGAAUUCCUGGAGUCCCAUUCCCAGAUUUUUAGUAACAAGACCACUUUUUUGGGUACAAUACCACAUGAAUGGAGUCCCCUUGAUUUCAACAGCAGGACACCAGCUGUAAUUUUCCAUAACCCACUACCAGGAGACUGUUUCACUUGGUCAGGAAGCCAUUUUAAGACAUUUGAUGGAAAAAUUAUAAGCUUCCAAGGAGACUGUGUGUAUACUUUGGCACAAGACAAAGUAGACAGUACUUUUAGUGUCUUAAUAGAAAGGCAAAAUGGGCGCCACAUCAGAGUAUUUGCUCAAGAGAAAGAAUAUGUGCUGUAUUUAAAUGCUGAGGGAACUCCUGUGUUGGAGAGUGGUAGACGCAAAAUGGUAGUCCCUGCACAGCUGCCAGGUGUCACUGUAGAACUCCUAGGAUAUAAUAUUGAAUUAGUUUUGACUACUCUUAGGGUGUCUGUCAAAUGGGAUGGAAAGGAUUUCAUUGCUGUACAUGUGCCAGAAGUGAUGUGGAACAAGACAGCUGGUCUGUGCGGACGCUUAGAUGGAUUUGCUGGAAAUGAUCUAAGUCUGAAAGAUGGCAGUCCUACCACUGAUGUUGUGACUUUUGCUAGUAGUUGGCAAACUAAAGUUAUUGAAGAAGGGUCUUGCAAUCAACAGCCUUCUGUGAUACAUCCCUGUACAGAUAACGUUGUAAACAAAAACAGUGUUGUGGAUGAAGCUAGUUCCUUCUGUAGCCGGCUGCUUACUGAUGUCCGCUUUGAAGCAUGUCGAGCAGUUUUGGAUGCUCAGCAAUAUUAUGAAGCAUGCCGAUGGGAUUAUUGCUCUUGUAAAUCUGAAGAGCCAUGGAAAUGUGCUUGUGAAUCACUGGCAAUCUUUGUCAGAGAGUGUAUUCGCCGUGGCAUCAACUCUGUGCAGAACUGGAGAGAUCAUGAAAUGUGUCCAAUGAGAUGCAGCAAUGGCAUGGUGUACCUGCCUUGUGGCUUGUCAUACCAGGUGACAUGUGGCUCUGUGGCUGCUAACAGAUCACUGACAACACAAGAAGUGUGUGAGGAAGGCUGCUACUGCCCCCCAGGCACACUGCUUCACCAGGGAUCAUGUGUCCCACCUGAGCAGUGCCCCUGCCAGCUUAGGGGCCGUUCUUACAAGCCAGGAGAAACAGUGCCCCGUGAUUGUAACACAUGCACCUGUGUAGCUGGUCAGUGGGUGUGCACACAGACACAUUGCUCUGCUCGGUGUGCAUCUGUAGGCGACCCACAUUAUGUGACAUUUGAUGGUCGUCGUUAUGACUUUAUGGGAAAAUGUUCAUACCAUCUUGUGAAGGGAGCUGAUUUUAGUAUUGAGACAGAGAAUGUUGCAUGUGCAGGAUCCAUUUCUGAGGCCAUGAAUUUCCCAGCAUCUGUGACAGGGGAAAUGCCAUCUUGCAACAAAGCAGUGACAGUCCGAAUUGAUGACGUUAUUGAAGUGAAGCUACUACAGAACCGAGAGGUGCUAGUGGAUGGCCGUGUGCCAGAUGAGCUUCCUGUCAAUGUGUCUGGUGUAUACAUUCAUGAAGCUUCAUCAAUGUUUGUUGUGGUGAAGCUUCCAAAUGGCUUGAAAGUCUUUUGGGAUGGAGCUACACGAGUCUACGUAGAUGCACCCCCCAGUCUUCGUGGAAAAACAAAGGGAUUGUGUGGUACCUUCAACUCAAACCAGAAAGAUGACUUCCUGACACCUGAGGGAGACACAGAGCAGACAGUUGCAGCAUUUGCCAAUAAAUGGAAGACUCAAGGAGAGUGCGUGGAUGAACCUGAGAAAACAUCAUCUCAUCCCUGUGACACUAAUAUUCAGAACAAAGAAGCAGCCAUUCGCCUUUGUAGCAAGUUGCAUGGAACAAUUUUUGCUGACUGCCAUUACACAGUGGAUCCCCAGCCAUUCUAUGAAGACUGCCUGUAUGAUGUCUGUUCAUGUCAGCUUGAUGUGAACCAAUGUCUGUGCCCCAUACUUGCAGCAUACGCCAAAGAAUGUAGCCGCAACCAUGUACCUAUUGAUUGGAGACAUUCUGUUAGAGAGUGUGGUGUGCGAUGUCCCCUCGGCCAACAGUAUAAAUUUUGUGGUAAUCCUUGUGUUCGAUCCUGCUUUGACUUGGCACAGUCACUUGCUGAUUGUGGCCCACGAGACUGUGUUGAGGGCUGCAACUGUCCUGAAGGAGAGGCUUUGGGUCCGGGUGGUACCUGCAUUCCUAUUGCACAGUGUCCAUGCCUCAGUGGCUCCACUGAGGUUCUUGCUGGUAGUUCUGAAGUCAGAAUCAAUGAUCAAGGUGGCUAUGAAUUCUGUGAGUGUUCUGCUGCAAAAUGGUCAUGUCGACCUGCAACACCAGAAGAGCAAAAACAACAUGGUAAUCUAACUGCAAGCCUAAAGAAAUGCCGAGCUGACCUUGGUGAGGAAUUUACGAUGUGUUCUCCCACAGAAGUCCGUACUUGUAAGAACAUGCAUAAUCCAACAAAAGCUCGUAAAGGAGGGAGAUGUAUUGCUGGCUGCACUUGCAAGAAAGGCUUGGUUCGUGAUACUGAGACUGGAAAUUGCAUCCCUCCAUCACAGUGUGCUUGUCAUCAUGGAGGUCAAAGCUAUCCUGAUGGAGGCACAAUUCAGAAUGAUUGUAAUGAAUGUGUUUGUGUCUCUGGCAAGUGGAACUGUACAGAACACAUUUGUGAUGGACUGUGUACUGCAUGGGGUGACUCCCAUUACAAGACAUUUGAUGGCCGUAUGUAUGACUUCCAGGGUAACUGUGAUUAUGUGUUAGCCAAAGGGACCCUUAAUGAUGAUUCUUUCAUGAUCUCCACACAGAAUGUGCCAUGCAGUUCUCUGGGUGCCACAUGUUCCAAGUCUGUGAGCAUGGCUAUUGAUUUUGCAAAUAAAAAAGAGACUAUAACAUUCAUCAGGGACAGCCCAGUACCUGAUGUAACUUCUCUUAAUAGGAUACAGGUCCGUGAGGCUGGACUUUUUGUCUUUUCUGAGGUGCCAGACUUGGAUAUUGUACUUCAGUGGGAUCGUGGUACAAGAGUUUAUGUUAAACUGGGCCCAAGAUGGAAAGGACUGGUGAAAGGCCUCUGUGGAAACUUCAACAACAAUGAAGCUGAUGAUUUCCAGACACCUUCUGGAGGUAUAAGUGAAGUGUCACCAGUACUAUUUGGCGAUUCUUGGAAGCUUCAGCCAUACUGUCCAGAAUCAUUUGCAAUUGUGGAUGCAUGCAAAAAACACCCAGAACGAGAAAUAUGGGCAGUUCAGAAGUGUAGUAUACUAAAGUCUGAAGUAUUCCGCAGAUGCCAUUCUGAAGUGCCUUUUGAACCCUAUCUGCACAGGUGUAUCUUCGACUCUUGUGCUUGUGAUCAGGGAGGAGACUGUGACUGUUUGUGUACAGCUCUGGCAGCUUAUGCUCAUGAAUGCAACAUUCAUGGCGUGCCUGUAAAAUGGAGGACGCAGCAGUUGUGUCCCUUGCAGUGUGAUGAACGCUGUUCUGAAUACAGACCUUGUGUAACUACCUGCCCCAAGAAGACAUGUGACAACAUUCUCAAAUAUGAGACAAUUACAAGAAUGUGCAGUAAGGAUCAUUGUGUUGAAGGUUGUGAAGCCAAGAAAUGUCCAGAUAAUGAAGUAUACUCAAACAUUACAGCCUUAGAGUGUGUUACUGUUAACAAAUGCAAGCCUCCAGUCUGUCUUCAGACAGCACAGGCUACCUACUAUGAGGGUGAUUUGAUGGAAGAAGAUGCCUGUCAUCGAUGCUUCUGUUCACACCACCAGAAGAAGUGCAUAGGGGAGCCAUGUUCCACCACUGAGCAGCCAAUACACCAAACCUUCUCAACCAUUGCACCAACCACUGGGCUGCCAAAAACUGCACCUGCUCCAGAAUGCAAGUCAGGUUGGAGCAGCUGGUUGAACUCUUUUACACCUUCAGAUGACAAGUCAUAUGAUAAAGAGCCUAUCCCUGACACCAUCUCUGAUAAUGUAUAUGGCCAGAAAGGUAUCUGCAGCAGAACUAAUGUGACUGAAAUUGAAUGUCGUGCAGUGGGCAGUGAACUUGACCACAGUGAUACUGGAGAGAAAGUGAAAUGUAACUUGGAAGAAGGCCUAGUCUGCAAAGAUGGUUGUAGGGAUUAUGAGAUAAGACUGUAUUGCAGCUGUGGGGAAACCACACUCUGCAGCUUGGAUCAGCCUCUUGCUCCAACUGCAGCCCGAUGUGAUACAUAUCUUAAGUGCGAACAACUACCAGAAACUGGUCGCCGAAUUGUUGAGAUGCAAUGUGAAGAUGGUUUGUGGUUCCACCCAGUCCAGCAUCAAUGCACCUCACCAGAUCAAGUUGCCACUGUUCGUCCUGAAUGUCGCUUUGAAGAUUUCUGUGGUGUGGAAAGGCCACUUCUUAGUCAUCCGAGUGACUGCUCUAAGUAUUUACAAUGCCAGAGAAAUGCUGUUGGUCAGUGGGAGCUACUGGAAAGGGACUGUGGCCCAGGAACAUGGUUCCACCCCGUAAACAUGGUGUGCGCAUGGCCAGCAGAUGUAAGCGCUGUCCGACCUGAGUGUUCUCUUCCAACAAUGCCAACAAUGGUGACUACAACGGUUGCUGUGCACCAGACUACAGAGGCAACCACAGUGCGAAUAGUGUGUGACCAAGGAUGGACACAGUGGUACAAUAAGACACACACUGAGGAUGGAGACUUUGAACUGGUCUCAGAUCUUCAGACCUCUGGUUCACUUAUGUGUGAUAUCCGCCAUCUGACAGACAUACAGUGCAAAUAUCGCAGUGGGGACAGAUUGGUCGACGUAUCUGAGUCAUCUACAACAGCAACAUGUGAACCAAAGAUUGGACUCCAGUGUGACAACCGUCUACAAGCUGAUGGGAGGCUCUGUGAAGACUAUGCUGUGCGUUUCUUUUGUGACUGUGGAAUACCUACAGUUCUACCCCAAAGGACAUCAGUAUUAUUACCGGAAACGACAACCGUCCCUCAAGAUACACCUUCUUCAGCGGAACCUACGAAGUCUACUACACCAAACUUAUGUGGACCAGGAGAGGUGUUGGUGGAAUGUGCUGUUUCCUGUGAUAAUAUGUGUCAUGGAUUUUCAAAGGUGUCAGAACUACUUGGAUCAUGUACAGAGAAUCGACGAUGUGAACCAGGAUGUGUACCUGAAAAGAUCAAGAAUGGUUGUCCGCCUGGCUACCUAAUGAGAGAUAGGGAAACCUGUGUCAAGAAAGAAGACUGCACUUGUUUGUCUGACCAAGGGAUUUAUAUAAGGCCUGGAGAAACAGUUGAUGAGUCAAACUGCACAAAAUGCCAAUGUUUGAACAAUGAGUACAAGUGUUUCACUGUGGACUGUGGGACAACACCAUCUAUUAUUAUUGCAACUAAAGAAAGAACUACAGUUACACUGCCAUCAGAGAACCAGCACAAAAAUUACACAACUGUUUCCUUAAGUACAGAUCAUACAGGCACUACUGCAGCUUUCACAACACCACCACUGACAGAGUCACCUCCAGCGUGUAUUUCAAACAGGUUCCAGAGACUGUUGAAUUCACUCCCACAAAUAAAACUGACUACCUCUGAUGAAAAGGAUGUUACUGAAACAGCUGUUCUGGAGACACCAGGUGCUGGAUGGAAAUCGAGCACCAUUGACGGAGAUCAGUAUCUCCAAAUAGAUCUUGGGUCAUCACAGCCAUUGUAUGGUAUAGAGAUGUCUGGAGUGCCAGGAACAGACCAAUAUGUUACCAGCUACCAUGUACUGACCAGCACUGAUGGCCAGCGGUAUCACUACCGGACUGACAACACUGGAGCUGUUCAAAUUUUCAGGGGGCCCAUUGAUGAUACACGAACUGUGCAGCAGAUUUUUGCUGUACCAGUUGAAGCACGCUAUAUUCGAGUGAAUCCUAAAACUUGGCAUGAAGGAAUAGCAAUGAAGAUAGAAGUUUUUACUUGCUCAGAGUCUCUGACCACCAUCACAACAAAAGCGAGCUUUCCACUUCCGACUACACCAGCAGCUCCAGAAUGUGUGGAAGUCAUGGGCCUUGAAAAUGGUAUGAUGUAUGAUGAACAGCUCACUGCUUCUUCAGUUCUGAAUGGUGAUAUUUAUGCUUUUGGACCAUCUCAGGCUCGUCUCAAUAAAGAUGGGGCUUGGGUGCCAGGCAUAAGUGAUACCAGCCAGUGGCUUCAGAUUGAUUUUGUUACACCAAGCAUUGUGACUGGUAUAAUCACUCAAGGGGCUCCCAGCAGUGAUAGCUGGACUGAAUCAUUUAAGGUUUUAUACAGUCUAGAUGGUUUAACUUGGAACCCUGUUCAGGAUGAGAAGCGAAUGGAGAAAAUUUUCCCAGCAAACUUUGAUUCUGACACUCCACACAAGAACAUGUUUGUUCAUCCCAUAAGGACACGCUUCCUACGUAUAGUGCCUCAGGAAUACCACCAUAUCAUUGCACUGAGGACAGAAGUUCUGGGUUGCUUCAAUCCAUACCCUACUCCAGCACCAACACCACCUCCUCCACCACCACCACCAUGUCCUUCUUGUCCUGGAUUACCACUAGAGCUCCAGGAGGACACUUCAGCAUGUGACUGCCAUCGCGCUAACACACUGUGGAAUGGUGAGAUGUGUGUCAACAGGUCACAGUGUCCCUGUUUUGUUGGACACAUUCCUUACGCCACUGGUAAAAUAUAUGAGACCGAGAAAUGUGAAACAUGUGUUUGCAAGCUGAAUGGUGUUCCUGAGUGCAAGACAAAAAGUUGUAGCGGAUGUCCAGAGGGACUGAGAGGUGUUCUUAUUAAGGGAAUAUGUGAAUGUCGUUGUGAACCUUGCCCACCAGCAACUCGACUGUGUCCGACAAGUGGUGCUUGUGUCCAUGAGAGUGUCUGGUGUGAUGGUGUGGAAGAUUGUCCAGAUGAUGAGGUUGCAUGUACAUUUGAAGAAGAAACAGAACCACCAGUAACUACUCCCUUACCUGGCACAGAACCAGCGUGUCCAGAUCCCCCUCAUUGCCCUGAUGGUUGGAGUCUUGUUCAAGAAGAAACCUCAUCCCUUGGUUGGUACAAGAAAGGAAAAACUUCAGCCCAUAAUUGGUACAAGAAAGGAACAUCUAAAAAUUACAACCGAGGAAAAUACAGUAAUAGUAAAAAUUAUAAACGACUUCCAAAGGUGGUGGUUCAGCGCUGUCCCACUUAUGUUUGUGUGCCACCAGCAGUUCCGUCUCCAUCUCCAGGGCCUUGUCCAGAACCCCCAACGUGUCCAUCACCACUUCAACAGGUGGAAAAGCCAAGCACAAAUGGAUGCCCAAAUUAUACUUGUGAACCACCUGAACCUCCAAAUGCAGUAUGCAACUUGACUGGUAUCUCCUUCAGCACAUUUGAUGGUGUUGGGUUCCAGUACAGAUGGUGUGUGCAUAUGUUAGCAAGAGAUAAUUCACAUGAGGAAGAGAACUGGGAAGUAACAAUUAAUCGGAACUGCACAACAAUUAUGCAAUGCUCUCCAUACCUGCACAUAAAGCAUGAUGCAGAUUAUGUCAAUCUUCAGUCUGAUUUGAAUGUUGAAUUCAAUGAUUAUACUUAUGCACCUGACCUGAUUUCAAACAUUGCUUCUGAGAACAAAGAAUUUAUGGUAAACCGUGUUGGUGACAGUUUGUACUUCCAGUCAAACCGAUAUGGUUUCUGGGUUACAUGGGAUGAGCAAGCAUCAGUGAAAAUUGGGGUGACAGGAAAAUUAAUGGAUGCUGUAGAUGGUCUUUGUGGUUUCUUUAAUGGCAUCCCAGGAGAUGAUAAACGUACUCCCAGUGGUACACAGGCACUGACUUUUGAAAGUUUUGGUGAUAGCUGGAUGUUGGGAGACAACCCUGAAGCUUGCAAGCAAUUGGCAUGCCCUGCAGAUAUUCAGAAUGAGGCAUUCCGUCUGUGCAACAAAGUCAAGGAUCCUCCAUUAUCUCAGUGCGCAUCUAUAGAGAAACUCAAUCAUUUUGUGUCUGACUGCUUGGAAAGCAUGUGCACCUGCUUACAAUCCCCAGUUUCUGACCCAAAUGGCUGCCACUGCAAAAUUUUGGAGAAGUUUGUGAGCCAGUGCCAUUUGCAGAACAGCAGCUUAGAUCUCACUGGUUGGAGAAUCCAAAAUGAUUGUCCCGCCUCGUGCGCACCUCCAUUGCAACAUCUGGAGUGUUAUCGCCGAGAAUGUGAACCUACGUGUCAUACACUUCGAGAACCUUGCCCCGUCACAAGUGAGAUUUGUUUCUCUGGCUGCUUUUGUCCAGAUGGCAUGGUUCGUCGUGGAGACACAUGUGUCCUGCCAACAGAAUGUAGAGAUUGUGUUUGUACUGGAUUUGGUGAUCCACAAUAUGUAACAUUUGAUCAGCAAAACUAUACAUUCAGUGGCAACUGCAGCUACAUUGCUGCCCAAGAUGUCAAUCCAACUGGAAAUCACGACUUCCAAGUCAUAGUCACAAAUAAGGAAUGCAUGCAUGAACAAGGCUCAACCUGUACAGAAGAAGUUAAAGUGCUAUAUAAACAGCAUGUUGUACAUGUCAGAAGAAAUCAAGAUAACAUAGAAGAGAUUUUAACUACAAUUGAUGGCUCACUGAUUAAUAAUUUCCCUGUACGCCUCGACUGGAUUAUUCUAGAAGAACUGGAUAAGACUGAACUGACCCUUCUGAUUCCUUCCAUCCAGUUGGAAGUAUCUUAUUUCCAUAGAAGUUUUGGAUUCAACAUCCGCUUACCUUCUCAUACAUACGGAGGAAAAGUAGAGGGACUUUGUGGGGACUGUAAUAGAAAUCCAAAUGAUGACUUUAAAGUAAAAUCUGGUGAAUUGACAGAAGACAUAGAUGAAUUUGGUAAAAGCUGGUUGACAGAAGAUGUCAAGAAUGAAAUGGAAUGCAAGUCAAUUGAAAAGAAACCACCUUGUGAGAGCUUGCCACCUGACCAGGACCCAUGUAUGGAGCUUAUUACUGCUGAAGUUUUCGGACAGUGCCGUCAGUUGCUCGGGGCCCCUACUGAUUUUGUGACUGCCUGUCAGUUUGAUAUCUGUCACACAUUAGAGAAGGAGGAUGCUGCUUGCAGGGAUAUGGAAGCAUAUGUUCGGAAAUGUACACAGCAAGGGCUGUGUGUGGACUGGCGUUCACCAUCACGGUGUCCUUUUGUAUGUCCACCUGGUAUGGUCUACCAUGCAUGUGGUUCUGGUUGUGUAAAGACGUGUGACAAUUACAAGACUUACAAUGAUACUGAAUGCCCCUUGGGUACCAAAGAAGGAUGCUUUUGUCCAGAAGGACAGGUUUUGCACAAUGGAACUUGCAUUGAUGAGGCUCGUUGUUCUCCAUGUGAUGAUGAAGGUCACUUUGAUGGAGAUAUAUGGAAGCCUGAUGCAUGCACUACUUGCAGUUGCAAAGGCUUCACCAAGGAAUGCAAACAGAGGGAGUGCAUUGGUGAGAAGAAAAUAUGCCCAGUAGGAACGAAGUCCAUCCAGGUGCCUGGUGGAGAUGAGUGCUGCCAAUUAUAUGAUUGUGAAAAUAUACCUUGCAUAAAUGAAACUAAAAAACCAGUUUGUGCUGAAGAUCAGGAAUUAAGCUUCAUAACAGAUGAAAAUGGAUGCAAGACUUAUUCUUGUGUGUGCCGUCCAUGUGAACCACAAAAUCCUGAGGAAGAGGAGACAGAUGAGCUUAAAGAAGUUUUUGAUGUAGACUUAGAGGUAGUACCAGGUCCAUACGUUCCGGCUGCACAACCCACGCGUCAAACACGCCCAAAGGUUCCACUGGCGCCUGGCUUUGAGAUUAUUUGGAAUAAUACCGGCUGUUGUCCAAAGAAAGAAAUAGUGUGCAACAUAAGUUUGUGUCCUGCCCCUCAAAGUUGCCCACCUCACCAUGAAUUGCUGGAAUUGUCACCUGUGAUGGGUGAAUGCUGUCCACGUCAUGCAUGUGAGCCUCGUAAAGAUGGUUGUAUAUACACGUUGUCUCUAACUAAUGAUGUCAAUGGUGGAGAAAGGACAAGAAAUGAGCAAGAAAAGGAGACACUCUUCAAAAAGCCAGGUGAACGAUGGCAGGAUGGCCCUUGCAAAUAUUGUGAGUGCAUAGGAAGCACACCAGGCCCAUAUCACCCAGAGUGCAAUAUAAGUCCUUGUCUUGAACCUGUAACUGAUCAAGAUUAUGUAAUAGAAGAGAAGAAAAAGUAUGGCGAAUGCUGCCCUCUCUAUGAAAAGAUUGCAUGCCAAGAGGGAGGACGUACCUACCAAGUUGGAGAACAGUGGCCUUCACCUGAUGGAAAUCCUUGUGUUAUCUUAUCAUGUGAGGAAACAGAGGAUGGUAUAGCAAAGAAGACACAUGUUGAGAAAUGUCAAACACAAUGCCAGGAGGGCUGGGAGUAUCGACCACCUGUUUCACCAGCUCGUUGCUGUGGAGAAUGCAAGCAGAGUGGCUGUCUGUUCAAUGGGCAGCUGUUUCCAGAGGCUGCCACCUGGGAAUCUGCUGAUCACUGCACAAAGUACUAUUGUCUCCAACUCAAUGGAACGUUCCAAAUAGACGCAGUGCUGACUGCCUGUCCAGAAGAAAACACAACUGACACAAACAUUGCUUAUGAGGUGCAGAAUGUUGAAGGACAAUGUUGCAAACAGCGAAUCCCUAUUGGCUGUCAAGAAGGGGGUGAAGUAUACAGUUUUAACACAACCUACCCUUCUCCUUCUGGCAACAAGUGUGAAAGUGUCACUUGCUUUUUCAAUGAAGUGACUGGCCAAGUCUACCGGAAAGUCAAUUUGCAGGAAUGUAUGAACUGCUCUGAGGGGUGGCGAUAUGUGGAACCUGCUCCUGAGUCUGGACAAUGCUGUGGUCACUGUGAACAACAGUACUGCAUGAGUGAAGGAAAUCAGUUCCCUGAGGGUCAGAAAUGGACAUCACCUGAUGGCUGCACAACCUUCAGCUGUGUCAGGAUAGGUGAACAGCUCCAGAUUGAAGUGACGAGACCAAACUGCCCAACAGAUCUGAGUUGCCCAGAAGAAUUUCUUGUUGAUGAUGGCUGCUGCAAGAAAUGUGACUAUAAAUGUUCAUCACGUGAGUGGAGUCCACAAAAGACCGUUGGAUUAUUUGAAGAAGCCAAUGCACAUGGCCUAUGUGUGAAUACUGAAGAGAUCUACGGGUUUGUAGAAUGCAAAGGAAGCUGCCCAUCCUAUCAAAUCUAUGACAGAGAUAACAGCGACUACAGGAGCAUCUGUAAAUGCUGUCAGGCAACAGGUUACAAGAAGCUGUCAGUGAGACUAACUUGUGAAGAUGGACACGCAUAUGUAAAAAAUGUUAGUGUACCAGUAACCUGCAUCUGUUCGACCUGUGGCAGUAGUGGUUUAGACAGACCAGGAAAUGGACAUCUAGAUAUAAAGUCACAGAAAAAAGGGCCUCAUAAUGUAUUUGAUGCUGAACGACAAUUGGAGGGCUCUCUAAAUGAACCACUGCCUACAGUUCCACAGGUCAUUGCACAUCCAUUGAAUAAAUCAGAAGGCAUAGGAACUGCAACAGAAAACAAGAACGAAGUAAAAGAAUUUGACGCUGAUGAAGAACGAGCAUUUGAUGAAUAUCUGAAAAAAGGCAGAGCAAAAACUCGUGCAUCAAAGAAUGCCACUAAGGGUACAAAGAAUAAAACAAGGAAGGAGUUGCCAGAUGUGUUUGAUGAACCACUUCUUAUAAAGGAAGCUGAUGCAUGAGAAAAAAUAAAGCCUUCUGAUUGACUGAACAUACUUGACACUUUCCUUUUUCAGAAGUUUCAUAUUGCAGUACCAUAUGUAUUUCCAGAGACACCAGACUGAAAUAAAUUACAUCCUUCACUGUUGUUAUUUUGUCGAUGUAUCUGUUUACGAAAAAUAAUACAGAAGUUUACAAUA